GCGAUUUAGCAGCUCCCAGCUUGACCUCAUCUCCUCUGCAUUGAGGGAGGGAGGGAGGAAUGAAUGUGUUUGGAGUCUGCAUGCGUUCAGCUGGCUCUGCUCUUGUUGAAAGGAAUCAUGAGCAAGGGCUACAAUGAAUCAUCUGUUACUGAAGAGGAAAUCACUUACUUCACUUCUCCCAAAAUGGACAGUCACCGUAUCAAGAUGGGCCAAGACCUCCACUGCAAGCUCAAAGCCAAAGGAGGGCGUCAAUCGUGCCGGGUCUCAGGCACGCAUGAAUCCACUAAAUAUCCAGAUGCUGUCCACUGGUCUCCACAAGCAGGUGUUUGGAGAUAUUGAGGCUGGGUACUCGGAGGAGGCAAUCCAGAAGAGCAUCGAGCAUCUCCAACUCCACAACCUGUGGGGCAACGAGACCUCCAUGCUUCCCGAUGUGGAUUUGCAACUGCCCAAGAUAUAUGGAAACAAUAUUGACGAACAUUUCCGCACAAUCGCUCAGAAGCAAAGUUUCCCUUACUUGGAGGCAGCCAACGAGCUGUUGCUUUGUGACCUCCCUGAGAUGCCCAUGGAGUGGACGUGGGCGGUCGGUUGGACAAAGUACAGCCCGGAUGGUAAAGCAACGAUGGUGGAUUUCCCUGACGAAAGGGCACUCGUUUUUGAUGUGGAGGUGUGUUCCACUGAAGGGCCGUGCCCAACAUUGGCUGUUGCUGUGUCACCAACUACCUGGUACUCGUGGUGCAGUAAGCGACUCGUUGAGAAGCGUUACACUUGGUCCAAUCACCUGGUCCUGGCAGAUCUAAUUCCUCUGGAGACGUCUGCAAACUUCACCCGCCCAUCAGGAGGUGAAUGGCUGGAGAGACUAGUGAUCGGCCACAAUGUCAGCUACGACAGAGCAAGAGUGAAGGAGCAGUACUUGAUGAAGGCGACCAAGUUGAGAUUUCUGGAUACGAUGAGCUUGCACAUGGCCAUCUCUGGGCUGACGGGAUUCCAGCGCAGUCUCUGGAUGGCAAGUAAAAAGGGAAAGAGGAGUGGCCUGGAAGAAGUAAAACGGCACAUCAAACGAACCAAGGGCAAGUUCAAAGGUCCAGGGAUUGGAGCGUGGGACUGGGUGGACAUCAGCAGCAUCAAUAACCUGGCAGAUGUCCACGCACUCUACGUUGGGGGAAAACCACUGGAGAAGGAGGCUCGAGAGAUUUUCAUCAAGGGCAACAUGAACGAUGUUCGGGACAACUUCCAGGCGCUGAUGCAAUACUGUGCACUUGACGUUAAGGCUACGUACGAGGUGGUUUGUGAGGAGCUUCCACUGUUUCUAGAAAGGUGUCCACACCCGGUGACCUUCGCUGGCAUGCUGGAGAUGGGCCAGUGCUACCUUCCUGUAAACCACAACUGGAAGCGUUACCAAGAUGAAGCACAGGGCACCUAUGAGGAGCUACAGUGGGAGAUGCAGCAGUCCCUCAUGAACCUGGCUAACGAUGCCUGCCAGCUACUCGAAGCAGAAAGGUACAAAGACGACCCCUGGCUGUGGGACCUUGAAUGGGACACCCAGGAGUUUAAACAGAAGAAGAACACAAGGCGGAAGGGGAAGGCAUCGGUUUCCACCAGCGUGCUGCCAGAAUGUAGCUCGGCAGCAGAGCAAGAGGAAGGUCUGGAUCCAGGACCACCUCCAGAGGAAGAAGAGGAGACAAAGGUCCUCGCAAGCACUGCUCUCCUGGAUAAUCUGCGGCAGACAGUCAGUCUGCUUCCAAAGAGGAGACAGCACCUGCCGGGGCAUCCGGGAUGGUAUCGGAAGAUAUGCGUCAGGUGGACUGAUCCAGAGUGGUUGCCCGGACCCAACCUCAUUAGCCUCCAGAUGAGGGUCACUCCCAAGCUGAUGCGCUUGACCUGGGAUGGCUUCCCUCUGCACUAUGCAGAGAACCAUGGCUGGGGUUACCUGGUCCCCGGAAGAAAGGACAACCUGCCAACCAACUCAGAUGACACCGAUGGACCUUCAUGCCCCUAUCAAGCCAUUGAGAAGUUGCACAGAGAACAAAGCAAACAGAAAGUGCAAGAGUCGACGGUAGUCCCGGAGACGGCACUCAAUGAAGAGUUCCUGUUGAUGGAAGACAGUAUGUGGGAAAGGGGGGAGGCACUGAGCUGCCUGGAGACUGAACCCGAAGCUGAGUUCAAUGGCUAUGGAAAAGGGAGCAGGAAGAAGAAUUCUGAGCAGAAUGACAGUGGGAAGCCCCCGCCACUCCUCGAGGAUAGCUCCGAUAUACAUCACCAUGGCAACGGGCCCUACCCUGGUGUCAACGUGCCUGGAUGCUGGUUCUUCAAACUUCCGCACAAGGAUGGAAACCAUAACAACGUUGGGAGUCCGUUUGCAAAGGAUUUUCUCUCAAAGAUGGAAGAUGGGACGUUGCGUGCGAGCGGCAACGCAACGACUGCAGCCCGAGCGCUGGAAAUCAACAAGAUGAUCUCCUUCUGGAGGAACGCCCAGAAAAGAAUAAGCUCCCAGUUGGUUGUGAUGUUGAAGAAAAGUGAACUGCCUCGAUCAGUCACCAGGCACAAUGCAUUUGAAGAGGAGAGCACAAUUGGAGCCAUUUUACCGCAAGUGAUCACUGCUGGCACGGUGACCCGACGGGCAGUCGAACCAACCUGGCUGACUGCCAGUAACGCUCGGGGUGACCGUGUGGGCAGUGAGCUGAAAGCGAUGGUGCAAGUUCCACCCGGCUACCACCUGGUUGGAGCAGACGUCGACUCUCAGGAGCUGUGGAUUGCUGCCGUGCUCGGCGAGGCCCAUUUUGCUAAAAUACACGGCUGCACGGCAUUUGGCUGGAUGACUCUUCAGGGGAAGAAGAGCAGUGGUACAGACCUGCACAGCAAGACGGCAGCCACGGUGGGAAUCAGCCGGGAACAUGCCAAGAUCUUCAAUUACGGCCGUAUCUACGGUGCCGGGCAGCCCUUUGCCGAGCGGCUGCUCAUGCAGUUCAACCACCGGCUGACACCGCAGGAAACGGAGGAGAAAGCGCGGCAGAUGUACGCGGCUACGAAGGGUAUACGAAGGUGUGUGCUCUCAGAAGAUGGGGAGUGGCUGGUGAGGGAAAUGGGGGUCUCUGUGGAGAGGGCAGAAAAUGGAACCGUCUCUGCCGCUGAUGCCAAGAAAAUCCAACGGGAGGCUGCAAAAAGGUCCAAUGGUGCUAAAUGGAACGUUGUGAAGCAGCGUGUCUGGGAUGGAGGUACAGAGUCCGAAAUGUUCAACAAACUGGAAUGUAUCGCCACGUCGCCCCGUCCCCGCACCCCUGUACUGGGCUGCUGCAUUAGCAGAGCUCUCGAACCAGGUGCAGUUGGACAUGAGUUCAUGACCAGCCGUGUGAAUUGGGUGGUGCAGAGUUCAGCUGUUGAUUACCUACAUCUGAUGUUGGUGUCCAUGAAGUGGCUCCUUGAGGAAUUCAACAUUGAUGGCAGAUUCUGCAUCAGUAUUCACGAUGAGGUCCGUUACUUAGUGAAUAGUGAGGACAGAUAUCGAGCUGCACUGGCAUUGCAGAUUACUAACCUCCUCACACGUUGCAUGUUUGCCCACAAGCUUGAGAUGCAGGACCUGCCACAGUCCGUGGCAUUCUUUAGCACGGUGGACAUCGAUCAUUGCCUGAGGAAAGAAGUGAUGAUGGAUUGCCGGACUCCAUCUAAUACUGCCGGGCUGCAGACACGAUAUGGGAUCCCACCAGGAGAGGCAUUAGAUAUUUACCAAAUCAUUGAAAAAACAAAUGGUUCCCUUAACAAAAGAAAAUAAGUACAGAACAAGAGAUCUUUGGACUACAAAAGACAACUUCGGGAAAGUAACAACACAGUUCACCCACAAUGGUGUGUGGUUUUCCUGCAACAUAAACGGUAAAAAUGGAAGCUCUGAGAUUGCUCAUUUGGCCCAACGUCUGGAAUUCAGAAUGACAAAUGAUUCAAGCUUGGCAGAGACCGAUUGUGAAUGGCUUACAUCCUGUGGUGGGUGCAAGCUGAACUCUUACAUCCUCACUUACUGGGCUAAUUAUUCACCAUUGCUCAAAUUCAUCUUUUCCUUCUUUUCUUUUUCGGUUCUCGGUUUUCAUCUACGGUGGUAUUUGACUAAAGAAGGAAAGUAAAGUUCCACUGUAUUAAUUGCACAAUAUGGACACCUCUGUUUAAAUAUACGUGCUUCAUUUAACACAGAAUUUCAGCAUUACUGAAAGACUACUUCUCUUUCCUGUGUUGUAAUUACUAUAAUUGUAUCAGUGUGAGAUAUGAACAACCACUUGGCAAAUCAACGUGAUUAUUUCCCAGUGAUUAUUCAUGGGUCAGGGAUUAGAACCACUGGGUAGCAGUAAUAACGGGGUGUAUUUAAAGUCUCUUGGAACAAGUAUGGGAUUUGGCACAUUUCUCACUAUAAUUGUGUGCCCCGUCCUCAUUACCCUUCACUAAUCAAAAGGGAAUCAACUUGCACAUUUAAUCAAAGCAGAAAAGUUCCGUCUUUUCCAUUCCAACUGUGUGAAAUUCCUGACCUAAUAUAAUAUGCUCUCUAUAAAUUGAUUACGUAAGAUUAAAAAAAAACAUUUGUAUAUAAUCAUGAUAAGAACCAUGCUGGUUGCUUUACAUGUUGCAAUUUUUAAAAUGGCCUUAUAAAAAUGUCACCCUGAAA
Molecule: messenger RNA, 4642 nt
Organism: Amblyraja radiata (thorny skate)
Lineage: Eukaryota; Metazoa; Chordata; Chondrichthyes; Rajiformes; Rajidae
Gene: polg
Product: polymerase (DNA directed), gamma
Exons: 23
Coding region: 134-3766 (1210 amino acids)
Biological process (GO): mitochondrial DNA replication
Cellular component (GO): gamma DNA polymerase complex; mitochondrion
Molecular function (GO): 3'-5' exonuclease activity; DNA-directed DNA polymerase activity; DNA binding
Source: RefSeq, a predicted model, not a curated record